Ramularia collo-cygni is the source of this 2973-nucleotide messenger RNA. RefSeq lists its product as uncharacterized. The coding region runs from base 1 to 2973 and encodes 990 amino acids. The record is from RefSeq and is a predicted model, not a curated record. Gene Ontology annotation, biological process: proteasome-mediated ubiquitin-dependent protein catabolic process. The transcript has a single exon. Lineage: Eukaryota; Fungi; Ascomycota; Dothideomycetes; Mycosphaerellales; Mycosphaerellaceae. Gene Ontology annotation, molecular function: protein binding. Gene Ontology annotation, cellular component: GID complex.
AUGGCCCAUGAUGCAAUCGUGGCCUCCAUCUCGGUUCUUCGCGAUGUAUCCGCAUCAUCCGAGCAGAAAUUACACGUAGCCAGACAUCUAAAGAACAUCAUUGUCGGCCAGGAGCAGAGGAAGGAAGCCGUCGUUAAGAAUGGCAUUGUUCAGCCACUCGCAGAUCUACUAUCCACAGCCCAAAAGGCCAUCGGGAAACGAAAGGCUGAAUCUCAGGGCGUGCCACUCAAUCAGAUUCAUGAGUGGACCCCCGAAGAUGAACUCAGACUCCAAGCUACUCUCAUCAUUGGAAGUCUCGCGGCCGGCGGAGCAGGCUUUCUUCAUCCAUUAUGUGCGGCCAACAUUCCAGGCCUUCUUGUAGAUACCAUGUCGGUUGAUGACGGUGAAAUGGACUCUCGACUCAUUACCGCCGCCCUCCACGCACUCAAAGCGACGGCCAUCUUCUGCUCAACCGCCGACGAUGCUCUUGCCGACUACGAUUUCUGGUCAAUUGUCAUCAACGGGACAACUCUAUCAGACAUGAACCGGCUUCUAGAGAAGGGCGACAAGCAACAUGUGCGUCUCAUAGCCGAAAUCAUAUCCGUCAUUCCCGGAGACAGAGACCGAGAGAGACACAAGUCGUUGGUCACUAAUUGCGGCGUUCUCGACACCCUUUCGGCGCUGCUUGUCUCCCAUACGAUCAACAUCAAGCUUUUGCAUUACCGCGGUGAUGCCUCCCAAUACCCACCACCUCCUUCAGAUGCCGACCUCCCCAGUAUACUUGCAGCCAUUGCCACCACCAUUGAAGGGUCCAGCUAUCGAGCUCAUCGUUUCAUCCUCGCGCCAUGUGUAUGGGAUCUCUUUAUGCGCACAGGUAACGAUUCAAACGACCAUCGCCAACAGUUUGGAGCUCGACAAGGUUUCAUGAACCCACACGAGAGCUUGUUACCUGCACUGCACAUUCCCGCAAACAGAACCAUCUCGCACAACCCAGGAUCCAACAACUUUCCUGCUUUGAAGACUUUGCACAAUGGGAAAUCUGGGAGCACCCAGUCUGGGGGCGUCUCACCAGUUGGAGAUAUAGACCAUUCCAAUGCUGUCUGUGGUUGGCUCCUCGUCUAUGCUCGCAAAGCGUAUGGUCUGCKGAGAGUCAUAGCACUUCGACUUCUUGCUAUCGUUGCAUACGCAAUCGAGGCCGACCCAGCCGGUCCUUCUCACAAGACAGAAUUCGUGCAAAAGACUCGGGAGCGACAACGGCAGCUCGCAUUAUUGGCCGUACCACUGGCAGUUCAACUGGUGAAGGACGUCAACGAAUCCAGCGGUGGGGAAUGGAAAGAUUCACCGCAAGAUUCACGUCUUGUCAAGGAGCAGGCUUGUGCCGUGCUCGCUUUGCUGAUUUCCUGCCACAAGGACCUACAAAUUGCUGCCGUGGACGCAACAGCCAUCAAGCAAGUCUGUCCAAUCUUGAAGAAAAGCUUCGACAAUGUGACAUUGGCCAAACAAAUGUGGUCUGCGAGGUCAAACGCGACAGUCAACCCAAACGCACCGGAAACGUGUCGCAUGGGCAGUGCGACAUUACCGUCAGAGAUAGUCCAUGCUCUGCGCUGCCGUCAGGGCGCUUUGAAGGCCAUUGCGGCGCUUGCUGCUAACGAAGAUAUUCAUCGCAAAGCCAUCAUCGACUCGGGCGUUGUCAGCUGUAUCAUCGAUUCUAUGAGGCCAUUCGCUCCAAAUGCCGCAGCUGACGCGCUGAGCCAGCGGAGUCAACUGGCACCAAAGGACGGCAAUACAAUCCCGGUCAUAGUUGCAGCAUGUGGCGCAGCGCUGUCCAUGGCCCGCAGUGUCGCUGUAUUACGCACUAGUCUUAUUGACGGCGGCAUUGCGAAACCCCUUGCACAACUCCUGAAGCAUCCAUCGCUAGAAAUCCAGAUUGCAUCCACCGACGUCUGCUGCAAUCUGCUCCAGGAUUUCAGUCCUAUGCGGGAGGACCUUUCAGACGCCGAUGUGGUAAAGACGCUUGCCGAACACGCUCGAAGUAAUUCACCGGCAUUGAGGCUGUCCAGUCUCUGGGCGUUGAAGCACGUUGUCUAUGGUUGCCCCAAGGAAGUCAAACUAAGUACGCUAGAGGAGCUGGGGACUGGUUGGCUUGUCGGCAUAAUCCAAGGCGAGCAGCGCGAAGUAUCCUCCGGCAGCGGUGGGGUCAGCGUUGCCCUCAGCACACCCAAUGCUGCCGGGGAGCAAGUUGACCUGCUUAACCCUUCUUCCAUGGAUGUCGACGAGCCGUCUGCACCCGAAGAUGCUAUGAAUGAUGACGAGGAUGAUGAUGGCGAGGUCUUGUACGACGAGGCUUCUAGUACGCACUACCAAUCGUCCUCGAUUCGAUCAACAUUCAAUCCGCCUACGCCCGCGUUCAACAGCAAACGCUAUCUAUCCUCUAUUCGUGAGCGAGAAGAGAAUGCUGAAUACGUCGCUCGCAAACAUGAGGCAGCGAUCCAAAAGCACGCCAUUGACUUUGUUAGAAACUUCAUCCACGGGGAAGACUGUGCGGUACUUUCAGAUCACCUCAUGAACCAAAUCGGCAGUGYCAAAGUCUACGACCUGUUGACAGCCAAAUUGGCACMACUUCCUCGCACCAUCUCUGGAGGACGUCAAAUAUACAACCCGACUGAUCUAGUCCUCAGCACCAUCCAUGUUGUCAUCCACCUAGCGAAUGCUUCCCCGAAACACCGCCAAAUGCUCAUCGCGCAGAAACCUCUCCUCCAAGCUAUGAUUCCACAUUUCAAGCAUGAUGAUCCCCGCGUUCGCGUUAUGUGCGUGUGGGCGGUAAACAGUCUUACCUGGAUUGAAGAAGGGGACGACAGGCGGGAUGCCUCAUCGAGAUUCAAGGAGUUGAGAGCGCUGGGGAUUGAGGGUGCGGUGAGGGCGCUGGCUAAUGAUCUGAAUCUUGAUGUCAAGGAACGAGUCAAGACUGCGCUGAGACAGUUUGAUUCAUUAUAG